This is a messenger RNA of Pogoniulus pusillus (Red-fronted tinkerbird), 704 nucleotides long. It is a transcript of the gene TNNI2, whose product is annotated as troponin I2, fast skeletal type. Gene Ontology annotation, cellular component: troponin complex. The transcript has 6 exons. Bases 1 to 558 code for a protein of 185 amino acids. Lineage: Eukaryota; Metazoa; Chordata; Aves; Piciformes; Lybiidae. The record is from RefSeq and is a predicted model, not a curated record. Gene Ontology annotation, biological process: cardiac muscle contraction; skeletal muscle contraction.
AUGCAGCAGCGCCUCAAGGCUAAAAAGAGGAGGGCAGCCACUGCCCGCCGGCAGCACCUGAAGAGUGCUAUGCUCCAGCUUGCUGUAACUGAAAUAGAAAAAGAAGCAGCUGCUAAAGAAGUGGAAAAGCAAAACUACCUGGCAGAGCAUUGUCCUCCUCUGUCACUCCCAGGAUCCAUGCAGGAACUUCAGGAGCUGUGCAAAAAGCUUCAUGCCAAGAUCGAGGCAGUGGAUGAGGAGAGGUAUGACACAGAGGUGAAGCUGCAGAAGACAAACAAGGAGCUGGAAGACUUGAGCCAGAAGCUCUUUGACCUGAGGGGCAAGUUCAAGAGGCCACCUCUGCGCAGGGUGCGCAUGUCUGCCGACGCGAUGCUGCGGGCCCUGCUGGGCUCCAAGCACAAGGUCUGCAUGGACCUCCGAGCCAACCUGAAGCAAGUCAAGAAGGAGGACACUGAGAAGGAGAAGGACCUCCGUGAUGUUGGUGACUGGAGGAAGAACAUCGAGGAGAAGUCUGGCAUGGAGGGCAGGAAGAAGAUGUUCGAGGCUGGCGAGUCCUAAGCACCUGCCUCUCCAUACCCACCUUCUGCUCCCUCCUGUCCCCACCAUGUCCCCUGGGCUCCAGGGCACCUUCUGGGUGCUGCUUCUCCCUGGAUUUGUGAAGAGCUGCGUGGCAGCAGCAGUGUAAAUAAAGCUUUGGCAGGAGA